GCCCAAGCCACGCGGAGGGGCAGGUGGCUGGGGCAGCGUCCCGGCGAAGCCCCGGCUGCGGCCGUCGGCUCGCGUGACGUGCUCGUGGCUGCAGCACCGAGGGGUCGGGGUGCGGAGAGCUCGUGGCUCUCAGCCUCCCUCCGUGGCUCCACCCCUCAUUCCCCUGCGACUUUCAUAACCCAGCGCGCUGCCACGUGUCCAGCGCAGACCCCGGCUGCCUUGGGGGGACACGGGGCUGGCCCGGAGGAGGUGUUGGAGCUGCUCUCCCUGUGCUCCAGCUGCUUGUCGAGGAAGAGCCUCUGCGGUCAGCCAAGGGGAGCCCAUCUCGGUACGCGCGCCGAGGGCAGGAUGGAGGUGGAGGGCUGAGCCGCUGCACAGAGCUGGGGUUGAAGAACCUGCCCCUCAGACCGCUCCCCUGCAAGAAAAGGGGUGGCCUGGUGCACGGAGAAGUAAUGGCAGAUUGGGAACAGUAAUCCAUUUUGGAGUUAAACCAGGCUGUCUUGUCCUCACUGCUCUGUGACACCACAUACUUCAACUCAGGUCUAGCCCUGGAGUUACUGCACCUUUCUCUUCCCCGUAGGAGCAGCGGGACAGAGCUGUCGCCUCCCUCUGCAGUCAGCAGGUCUGGCAGGAUGACUUGCUACCAGGUGGUUGCCGUUCUCCUGCUUUCCUUCCUUCCCAGCGCUGCAGCUGGCGGCCUGCUUCCUGCCCUCGUUCCCCGGUCCACCCUGCAGCUAGGCAGAGCCCGCUUCUCGGCACAGCCUGUCCUGGAGCUGACGACACGCUGCGACGACGCCUGCGCCCGGCGGGAGGCUGCCUUGGCCCCCCAGGAUUUCCAGGAGUACCUUUCUUACGAGACAGUGUACGCCAACGGCACCCGCACCCUCACCACGGUGGAGCUGAGCCCUCAGGGGGGCGGCACGGAGAAGAGGCGGCAGAGGUGGCGCAAGCGGCGCAAGCGGCAGAUUUACGGCACAGACGGGCGGUUUUCCAUCAGCGGGAACCACUUCUUGCUGGACUACCCCUUCUCCGCCACCGUCAAGAUCUCCACGGGGUGCACGGGGGUGCUCGUGUCCGAGCGGCACGUCCUCACAGCUGCCCACUGCAUCCACGACGGCAAAGACUACGUGAAGGGGGCCAAGAAGAUCAAGGUGGGCUUCCUGACGCCGCUGCAGAGCGCUGGCAACAGGACGGGGCCGGGGGGGCUGGCGAUGCGCUGGGCUCGCGUGCGGCGCACGCAGGUGCCCAAGGGUUGGAUUCGGAGCCCCGACUCGGUCAGCAUGGACUACGACUACGCCCUUUUGGAGCUGCGCAGGCCACACCAGCGCCCCUACAUGAAGCUGACGGUGGCUCCAGCAGCGGAGGAGAUGGCUGGGAAGAGGAUUCAUUUUUCGGGGUUUGACAGCGACCGGCCGGGCGAGCUGGUCUACCGCUUCUGUGGGGUGGAGGACGAGACGGCCCACCUCAUCUACCAGCACUGCGAUGCCAGGCCUGGUGCGUCCGGCUCUGGGGUGUAUGGCAAGGUGUGGGACCCCGUCCAGCACAAAUGGGAGAGGAAGGUGGUUGGGGUCUUCUCUGGGCACCAGUGGCUCGAGGUGGCCGGGGAGCAGCAUGACUAUAAUGUUGCCGUUCGCCUGACUGCUCCGAAGUUUGCUCAGAUUUGUUACUGGAUCAAAGGGGACUAUAAAAGCUGCCGGAACGAAUGAGAACUGGAGCCUUCCUUUUCCCCUCCCCAUUGCAGAAGGCUUUGAGCGUGGUGUUGCGGAGUGGAUGCACGGCUGAGGAGCACGAGGAGGAGCAGCAUCUCCUGCCAAAACUGCUCCACCACUAAACUUCAUUCUGUUCUCUGUCCUGAAGGAACAAGGUCCCUGCAGAUCACAAGGGAUCCAGCGGAGAGACUCACUAAGCCUGAAGGGUGCAUCAGCUCCUUUGGUUGGUGCUGGUGGGAACUCGGCAUCGGGUUCUUUGCACAAAGAGCUCGGCUGUCAGUCAGGACCAGCGGCCUCUGCCUCGAGCCGUUAACUGUUAACCGCUUGGAGAGGCAGCCACAGGCCUGUGCUUAGCUGCACCGAGUUUCUCUUGGGUCUCAUCAGGUCUCUGUUUGUGGGCUGGCACUGCCCAGCUUGGCACUGCCCCAGCUCUGUGAGGACAAAGGAUUUUUCCUUCUAACAGCGUCUUUGUGUGCCGAUGAAAGGUGCCUGAAAGGGAACCCUGGAGCCUGAGGCUUCUGGGCACGGUGUCAGCAAGGAGCCCGGCCAGGACAGGAGGGGCUGCUCCAGCGUGCGGGCAGAAGCAGCACGUGACGGCACUCUUGGAGAGGACACCUCUUCCAACCCGUGCAGCGUGGUGCCACGUGGGUGCCGCCGCACCACAGCACAGGCUAAGAUCUGGGAGCACCUAUUUACUUGUAAACCUUCUCAUCUCUCUUUGGUUCUCUUUGGGCUGCCUUUAGGAGGAAGGGACCCUGGCAUUUACUGCAGCUGUAGUAUUUGAGAUGGAUUAUUUUAUGCAAAUGCAUGUAUUUGAAUAAAAGUCAGCACAAAGCUCUUUGCAAAGGUUA
This is a messenger RNA of Cygnus olor (mute swan), 2560 nucleotides long. Its product is annotated as serine protease 23-like. The coding region runs from base 633 to 1706 and encodes 357 amino acids. The record is from RefSeq and is a predicted model, not a curated record. Lineage: Eukaryota; Metazoa; Chordata; Aves; Anseriformes; Anatidae. Gene Ontology annotation, molecular function: serine-type endopeptidase activity. The transcript has 2 exons. Gene Ontology annotation, biological process: proteolysis.